UCUGAGUAUGAUGUAUGCGAGAAUGGUUGUAAGAUGUACACCAAGAGCGAUAGAAGCACGUCAUGUUCAGCAUGCCAUACCCCACGAUUCAAAGCUGAUGGAAAAACAGCACGCAAGACGAUGAUCCAGUUAUCGUUGAAAGAACAGCUUCGGCUGUUAAUCCGGGAUGAAGCCACCCGCGAACUGCUCAAGUAUCGCGCUGAAUAUGUAUCCGAGGAAGGCUUGAUGAAGGAUUUUUGGGACAGUGCCGUUUAUAAAAUUCUAAAGCCUACCUUCUUUACCGGUGAAAUGGAUCUGGGGAUUGCGAUUUUUACUGACGACUUCAACCCAUUUCGUCGCUCACAGCAUUCCAUGACCAUUGUGCAUGUCAUCGUAUAUAAUUUU
Molecule: messenger RNA, 384 nt
Organism: Zychaea mexicana
Lineage: Eukaryota; Fungi; Mucoromycota; Mucoromycetes; Mucorales; Lichtheimiaceae
Exons: 1
Source: RefSeq, a predicted model, not a curated record